AUGCAGUACACCAAGCUCCUCGCCGUUGCUGCCCUCCUGGUCCAGGCAGCUCUCUCCUUCCCAACCUCCAAAGCCACUCGCUCAUGUGCCUAUACCUGUGGCAGCAACUGCUAUACCAACAGCUCCGUCACCGCUGCCCAGGCGGAAGGCUACAAGCUGUACAAGUCCGGUAACACCAACGACGACUACCCGCACCAGUAUCACGACUACGAGGGAUUCAACUUCCCCGUCUCGGGCGAGUACUAUGAGUACCCUAUCAUGAGCUCUGGCGAAGUCUUUACGAGCGGCUCACCUGGUGCGGAUCGAGUUGUUUUCAACGGGCAGGAUGAGUUGGCUGGUCUGAUUACACAUACUGGAGCUAGCGGUGACGAUUUCAAGGAAUGCACUUCCUAA
Molecule: messenger RNA, 393 nt
Organism: Penicillium lagena
Lineage: Eukaryota; Fungi; Ascomycota; Eurotiomycetes; Eurotiales; Aspergillaceae
Product: extracellular guanyl-specific ribonuclease RntA
Exons: 2
Coding region: 1-393 (130 amino acids)
Molecular function (GO): RNA nuclease activity; RNA binding
Source: RefSeq, a predicted model, not a curated record